Zootoca vivipara (common lizard) is the source of this 3702-nucleotide messenger RNA. RefSeq names its product Leucine-rich repeat-containing protein 29. The record is from RefSeq and is a predicted model, not a curated record. Gene Ontology annotation, molecular function: protein binding. Gene Ontology annotation, cellular component: cytoplasm. NCBI's taxonomy places the organism in Eukaryota, Metazoa, Chordata, Lepidosauria, Squamata, Lacertidae.
UUUAAAGUACUUUUGUUUUCUGCUUCUCCCGCAAGGUCGGGCUCCCGGGAGCAAUGGAGGCGUGCGAGCUGCCUGUGGAGAUUAUCACUUAUAUCCUGAGCUUCCUGCCCAUCGCAGAUCGGAAAGAAGCUUCUCUAGUGAAUCAAACAUGGUAUUUCGCAGCCCAGGACACCUUACGCCAGGAAAACAUAUUUUAUAACAUCCCGGCUACCUCUGCCUCGCUCCGGACAAUCCAGAAUCUGUCCCAAAGGCAUGUGUGCAACGUCAAGAUGACCAACUUGGAUGGCUCCACCACUUCCCGGGACAUCAUCAAGUCCGUUGCCAGCUUCCUGGGGCCUCACCUGCGCAGCUUGUGCCUGCACGGGAGCAGCCUUACGGAGGCCAACUUCAGUGAGCUCCUCCUUGCUUGCCCCCGCCUCACAGCCUUGGACCUGAGCGGCUGCAACAGCCUUUUCAUGUCCGGGACGCUGCUUUCCAAAGAGGAGACCUUCCUGCAAGCCCGAGAAACAUUGAUCAACUUGCAGGAGCUGAACCUCUCCGGUGUGCGAUACUUGUCUGACCUCACCUUCAACCGCUUGACCGGCUGCUGUCCAUCCCUGACCAAGCUCUCCCUCGCCCGCUGCCACAUUACCUUCGAGGUGGACACUUACUACGGCUCUACUAACUACAACUCCUCGGCUUUGCUGUCUUUCCGCAACCUCCUGCACUUUGUCCGGGAGCGAGCCAGCACCAUGAAGGCCUUGAACUUGAGUGGCACCAGUAUCUCGAGCCAGGCUAUGAAGUCCCUGGUGCAGGUAGAGAACCUUUGCCUGCAGGAGAUGGUGCUGCAGGCCUGCCGGGAUCUAACCAAUGAGGCUGUGAGCAUCCUGUGUCAGCACCAGCCCCACCUGACCAUGCUGGACCUGAGCGGCUGCUCUGAGCUGUCUGACCGGGCUGUCCUUGUCGUCACCUCCCGGCUCCUAUCCCUUCAGCACCUGUGUCUGGGAAAGCUGCCGCGUGUCACUGAUGCCGGCUUCCAGGGAAUUUCACACCUGAAGCAGCUCCAAAGCCUGGAUGUUUCUGAAUGCAGCCUCAUGAAGUGCAGUGAGCUGGUGAGAGCAUUUGGGACUAUGAAGGGACAGCCCAGACUGGUCUCGCUGAACGUUGCCUUCUGCUCUUUGCUACGAGACAACUUGGUUCUUUCACUGGCUGAAAGCCUAAAGAGCCUUCAGGUUUUGGAUCUCUCUUCCUGCGUGUCCAUCACUGACAGAAGCAUCCAAGCAAUCGCUUCACACCUCUUGCACUUGAGAGUCCUGCGUUUGGCUUGGUGCAAGGAGCUGACGGAUUGGGGCCUGCUGGGGGUUGAGGAGCCCAGAGAGGAGCGUGAACAUGCCAGAGAGAAGGAUGCUGGCCCAAAGUUCAGCAGGAACUUUGGCAACAUGGGAUUUUUCCAACCACCUCCACAGGAUUUGGAGCAGGACACCCAGAUUCUUAUUGACCUCAGCAAGCAGGAUGCUCAGCAGAAGCACAAAGCCUCCUUGAAUGCCCUGACUCGUCUUCAGGAACUUGACCUGACGGCCUGCACGAAACUCACAGAUGCAAGCAUAGCUAAGGUCAUCAGCUUUCCCGAGCUGCAGCGCCUGUCCCUCAACCUUGUGACCAACAUCACAGACACCAGCCUCACAGCCAUUGCUCAAAACUGCCGGAGCUUGGAGCACCUUACGCUAAGUCACUGCACAAACCUUACCGACAAAGGUUUCAUGGAAGCCGCUGGCUCCCUGCACCGACUUCAGCAUCUCAUCCUUUCUGGUUGCAACCAGCUGACUCCCCGGACGUUGAAGGCCAUUGGGCAGGAGUGCCAGCAACUGAAGAGCUUGGACGUCUCCAUGUGCAGCAAGAUCAGCAUGACGGACGUUGAGCAUUUCCAGUCGCAACUCCCGCUGCAGAGUCAGACUAGCAUCCAGUCACGGUUUGUGGGUGGAGCAGACCUUUCCAUCACUCUUUGAUGCAAGCUUUGUAGGUUGAGUUUCCAGAGAUGAAUGGUGGUCAAGCUGUCUCUCCCUCCCCACGCUGCCUCAAUGGCAAUAGGGGACUUGUCUUGGGAAACAGCUCCUGUCUUGGUAGUCCCACUGCCCCAAUGCAGCUGCGCCACAACCACUGAGUGUCCAUAAAAUGGACCGAUUCUUCCUAUAGAGGGUGCAGGCUCACCCAAGCCUGCCUCAAUGGAGGAACUGGCUGUUGUGCAAGCCUCCCAUCACCCCCAUCCCGCAAGCAGAAUGGGGAAGUACACCUUGGGAUUGCCUGGAGCAUGGCAGAUCCCAUGCUAGCUGGAACAGUAACCAGAAGGCAUAAGGCAAGACGGUAAUGGCUGUUGAUGUAAUCUUUGGCACAGCCAGUGCCAAGCACUUACUUUUCACCCUGCUUUCAGCAGCUGCAAUAUCCCUGUCAGUGAAAGGGAUUUAAAAAAUAAUCAGCUGGAAAACUGCACCUAGGGAGGCUUCUUCUUUCCAGGUCCCCCUGGUGCACAGCUGCUAGUUUUAGAGACAGUGGGAGGUCACUCACAUGAAAGCAGUCCAUGGCAUAUUCAGGCAGCAAUGAAGAGAUGAGUCUGUAACCAAAACCUUUGCUCUAGCGCAUUCCUGCAAACAAUAUAAAGGUGAAAAAGCCAGUGCCCAGCCAGCCUUCCACUCAACUUUUUGAAAACUGCACUAUGCUUAUGCACCAGGAUUUUUCCAUAAACAUCACCAAAGCCACUGCACUAAGAAAGGACUUUAGUAUGUGUUUGACACACUUUGGAUUUUAAAUGGAGACAGCAGCUUGUAAAACUUUGACUUGCCCUCCUUGACUGAAACGGAGAAGGAAGAAGCUGCCAAGAUAGUGCCACCCCCUGGACUGAUUGCAAGUAGGAAGGCAGGCAAGCAAGCAGGGGCUCACAGAGAUCAAACUGAGUUUGGUGGGUCAUUUGCUCUGAUGGCUCACUCUCCACUGCCAGCACACAGUUUAGGAUCUGGGUUCCAAUCAGGACUCUAAAACCUAUUGGGUGCUUCUUUUAAUAGGCUGCCCCUCCACCUAAGCGUUGUGUGACAAUGUUCUUUGAUACAGUCUCGCCCACACCUCGCCCUCAAGGCAUUUCCUACACCUCCACAGCGAUUAAAGCUAUUCUCUGUUCUACACAUGUGCAAGUGUUGAAUAACGUAUUUUUGAAAGAUUUAAAUCUAGGCCAUCUGACCUCUUGAAAACCACUUCAGUUUACUUUCAGGGCCGAGCCCUCCCGUUUUUAGUUUCAGAGACUGUGAGCCCCAAACCAGAGAAAGCUACAAGUCACGCUCAUGGCUCAUCCCAGUUAGAGCCCUACUGGGCUCUGGCUGCUACCCAGGGAUGCCACCAUACUGAUACCAGGCCUGAAGAGAACCCACAACCAGGCACCAUAAGGCAGCUGCAUAAUGUUCACUUACUUCCACGUACGCCAUCGGGCUUCUCAUGCAGGGGCUCCUCUGCAGAGUACUUCUAAAAGCAGCUGCUGGUGUGGCCUGAAGAGUGCAGCUCUCUUGUUUUAAAAAGGGAGAAAGGGAAUUUAUGGUCCUCUAGAGCAGUGUUUCCCAACCUUGUGCCUCCAGAUGUUUUGGGACUACAACUCCCAUCAUCCCUAGCUAGCAAGACCAGUAGUCAGGAAUGAUGGGAAUUGUAGUCCGAAAACAGCUGGAGGCACAAGGUUGGGAAAAA